Molecule: messenger RNA, 2574 nt
Organism: Trichosurus vulpecula (common brushtail)
Lineage: Eukaryota; Metazoa; Chordata; Mammalia; Diprotodontia; Phalangeridae
Gene: CCT3
Product: chaperonin containing TCP1 subunit 3
Exons: 14
Coding region: 692-2329 (545 amino acids)
Biological process (GO): protein folding
Cellular component (GO): chaperonin-containing T-complex
Molecular function (GO): ATP hydrolysis activity; ATP-dependent protein folding chaperone; ATP binding
Source: RefSeq, a predicted model, not a curated record
GGGGCAACCAACUACAAAUCCCAGCAGGUACAGGGAAUGGACUGUUAUCCAGUCCUGAAACCUACUAUUCCCAUAUCACCCUGCGGCAAAACGUCACUUUCUGUCUGAAAUGCCGGUUGACGUCUCCCCCGCACCCCAUUCCCUCACCUUUGCUGGGUUCAAACUGACUGAUCGAAGGCUGUUAUGUCUUCUUAGUUCUUCAGAGGCCAGGUAGAGCCGGAGGAGAUGGUUCAGUUAACUCACCUGCUAUGUAAAACAAAAGCAUAAACCCUCCCCGCUUCCAGAGCCCCACCCAGGAGCUGUUGCGCUUGCGCGCUAACACACCAACCAAUCAACCGCCCGUGCUAAGACGCCUGCGUGGAGGACACCGGCGUGCAAGAGUCUGCACGAGGCCCGGCCGGGAGCGGUCAUCCAAUUGCGCCUGCGCAUGCGCUGCCCCUCCCCUCCAUUCGGCGCCCUCUCUACCUAGCUUGCAUAGCCGUUCGGGCCAGAGAGGCGGAACCAUAGGUAUCUAUUGGCUUGUAUUGGUGCCUGUCAAUGAGAUAUGUGAGGGGAUUGGCUGCAGCACAGAAGACAGCACGUUUAACUGUAGGCGCUGUAGCGGCGGCGCUGCUUGGGCACCGCAUUCUGGCUCCAUCUCCAGAAGGUUCUGCCGGUUCACCUAGCUCCCGGUUCCCGGCUCCGCGCCGCCAUGAUGGGCCAUCGCCCCGUGCUCGUGCUCAGUCAGAGUACAAAACGGGAAUCUGGAAGGAAAGUACAAUCAGGGAACAUCAGCGCGGCCAAGACUAUUGCAGAUGUCAUCCGAACAUGUCUAGGACCUAAGUCCAUGAUGAAGAUGCUUUUGGACCCAAUGGGUGGCAUUGUGAUGACCAAUGAUGGCAACGCCAUUCUCCGAGAGAUUCAAGUCCAGCAUCCAGCAGCCAAAUCAAUGAUUGAAAUCAGUCGGACCCAGGAUGAAGAAGUUGGAGAUGGGACUACGUCAGUGAUUAUUCUUGCUGGAGAGAUGCUGUCGGUGGCUGAGCAUUUCCUAGAGCAACAGAUGCACCCUACGGUAGUGAUUAGUGCCUACCGAAAGGCAUUGGAUGAUAUGAUCAGCACGCUUAAGAAAAUCAGUAUCCCCGUUGAUAUCAACAGCCGUGAUACAAUGAUGAAUAUCAUUGACAGUGCCAUUCGCACUAAGGUGAUCAGCCGCUGGUCCUCUCUGGCUUGCACCAUAGCCCUCGAUGCUGUGAAGAUGGUACAGUUUGAGGAGAAUGGCCGGAAAGAGAUUGACAUUAAGAAAUAUGCAAAAGUGGAAAAGAUUCCUGGGGGCAUCAUUGAGGACUCCUGUGUCUUACGUGGAGUUAUGAUCAACAAGGAUGUGACCCAUCCACGAAUGCGGCGCUACAUUAAGAAUCCACGAAUUGUGUUGCUGGACUCCUCUUUGGAAUACAAGAAAGGAGAAAGCCAGACAGACAUUGAGAUAACUCGAGAGGAAGAUUUCACUCGGAUCCUGCAAAUGGAAGAAGAAUAUAUUCAGCAGCUUUGUGAGGAUAUUAUUCACCUCAAACCUGAUGUGGUUAUCACAGAAAAGGGCAUUUCAGAUUUAGCUCAGCACUACCUCAUGCGGGCCAACAUCACAGCUAUCCGCAGAGUCCGGAAGACAGACAACAACCGAAUUGCCAGGGCAUGUGGGGCUCGGAUUGCUAGCCGACCAGAAGAGCUGAGAGAAGAAGACAUCGGGACUGGUGCUGGCUUAUUUGAAAUCAAGAAGAUUGGAGAUGAGUACUUCACAUUCAUCACAGAAUGCAAAGACCCCAAGGCCUGCACCAUUCUCCUCCGGGGAGCCAGCAAGGAGAUCCUGUCGGAGGUCGAGCGAAACCUCCAGGAUGCCAUGCAGGUCUGCCGAAACGUUUUUCUCGAACCUCUGCUGGUACCAGGGGGAGGGGCCUCUGAAAUGGCCUUGGCUCAUGCCCUGACAGAAAAGUCCAAGGCCAUGACUGGCAUUGAGCAGUGGCCUUACCGGGCUGUGGCCCAGGCCCUAGAGGUCAUCCCUCGUACUCUUAUCCAGAACUGUGGGGCCAGUACCAUACGUCUACUCACUUCUCUUCGGGCCAAGCACACCCAAGAGAACUGUGAGACCUGGGGUGUGGAUGGUGAGACAGGAGCCUUGGUGGACAUGAAGGAGCUGGGCAUCUGGGAACCACUUGCUGUGAAGCUGCAGAUCUACAAGACUGCAGUAGAGACGGCCAUCCUCCUACUUCGGAUUGAUGACAUUGUCUCAGGCCACAAAAAGAAGGGUGAUGAUCAGAAUCAGUCAGGGGGUCACCCCGAUGCUGGGCAGGAGUGAGCUGACAACAUGAGCACCGGCUGAGGUGACAGCCCACAGGACCAGCAGGUUUUCUCCAUCCUUUUCCCAAGCCAGGCUGCCAGGGCAAACAUGGAUGUCUUGGUUGGAGAUUAGGUUGAGGGUCCUCUCUCAGCCUCUUUCUGCCCCAGUUCAGUUUGCAAAAGGCACUGACAUGUGACUCCUAUUGUAAGCUUUCCAUUUAAGUUUGCUUCCGAUGAUUAAAAUCUCAGUCGUUUGAGACUCCA